GAACAAUCACUUCCGGAAAAAAUGUAAACAAAAACCUCCCAAACAAAAAGGCUUGCUACCAGUUUCGUCAGAUAUUUUAGAUGUUAUUUGGUGUGAUUAAGGAUUGACGUUUCUAGAUCUCAUUGAAUUUAUAUCUGUACAUUCUUAUAUUUCAAUAUAGGUUAUCAAAUCGAAAGCGGCACUAGCUGACGGCAGGUACUUAUAUAGGUAACAGGCCGAUCGCGAGGUGGACUGACUUUUGAAUGACGUGGGGUAACUAAGUGUAUGUAUAACUUACUCUAAACAAUGUACCGGCGCUAUUUGGAUAUACUAAAGACUUUCAUUUUCGGAGACACCGCUACACCGACCGACGAUGGACUUGAGUCAAAGAACGAAAAAGAAGAAAGCGCUCGUGAGAGUAAUGGACAGAAUGCAGAAUCAAUUAUAUCGGACGAGGUCCGGGCGAUAUGGGAGAAUGAACAGCAGAGAUUGAAGACAAAUGUGAUCGACUCAGAUGCAGAUGUUGUGAAGCAGAUGCGACGAGCUAGAGAACACGACCAGGAGGGCAUACGACGUCAAUUUUACCUUGGAGGUGUGGACAUCUCAUUUGUAAAGGGUGAUAAUGUUAAUGCCUGUGCUGCAUUAGUAGUGGUCAGCUUUCCAGGUCUAGAGGUUGUUUAUGAAGAUUAUGAGAUGAUCAAAUUGACUGCUCCGUAUGUGUCUGGGUUCCUAGCAUUUAGAGAGGUGGAUUUUAUUGUGGCUUUGUAUAGAAAAGUCGAGAAGAAUGACCCGGAACAUACACCAGAUGUCAUUCUUGUGGAUGGUAAUGGGAUUCUACAUCAUCGCCAAUUCGGGCUGGCUUGUCAUCUAGGUGUGAUUUUGGACAUCCCAUGUAUAGGUGUAGCAAAGAAGUUGUGUCAGGUUGAUGGUUUAGAAAAGGACGAAGAACAUUUAACCAAGAUCAAGGAGCUGAAUAAGGGAGGCGAUAUGUUCCCACUGAUUGGUGACUCAGGGAGAUGUUUAGGAAUGACUCUAAGGAGUCAUGAUACGAGUACCAACCCCAUCUAUGUCUCCACGGGACACCGUAUCUCUCUGGACUCGGCGACAUGGCUGGUCCACCAGUGCUGUAAAUACCGAGUACCAGAACCUGUCAGACUGGCAGAUGUCAAUUCCAGAGAAUACCUGAGGAACAAUUUUAAAGCAGACAAACCAUCAGAUCCAAUCAAUGAUGUUUGAAGACAGCUUGAUAUAUAGUGGUUUAAAUUAUUUUUUUCAUAAGACAUUAUUAACUUCAUUUGUACAGCCUCUAAUUUUAGAUGAUUUAAUUUUGUUUACAAUUAUACAUUUAGAUCAAGUGAAAUGUUUUGAAAAUGUCAAAAGCACAUAAAAGUCAUCUAAAAUUGUUUCAAAAACAUACUUCGGUCAAAAUGUUAUCCAUGGACUAUCUAUGAUAAGAUUUAUGGAGUUUUAGAGUGCACAAGCAUGCACAGAGAUGAUUUUUCUCUCCAUUUAAAAUCUAUAAUGAGGUAAAAUGACUUUUUAAUGGACAAUUAAGAAUUUCUUAAUACUUAAUUGACAUUUCAGUCUAAUUUUUAUUAGGUCACCUGAGAUGACGUCCAUAAACAAUUUACAUUUUCGACUUCUCCAAAACCGCUGAACCAAAUUCAAUGAAAUUUGGCGGAAAGCUUAUAUGGCUAACGGUCAACCAAAAUUGUGAAUUAUAAGGUACCCACCCCCCAGGGGCCUGAGGGGUGGGGCCAAAAAGGUUCAAUUAGACUAAAACUUCUUCUCUACUCUCAGA
Molecule: messenger RNA, 1780 nt
Organism: Pecten maximus
Lineage: Eukaryota; Metazoa; Mollusca; Bivalvia; Pectinida; Pectinidae
Product: endonuclease V-like
Exons: 8
Coding region: 286-1215 (309 amino acids)
Biological process (GO): DNA repair
Cellular component (GO): cytoplasm; nucleolus
Molecular function (GO): single-stranded RNA binding; RNA endonuclease activity producing 5'-phosphomonoesters, hydrolytic mechanism
Source: RefSeq, a predicted model, not a curated record